AUGCUCAAAGACCCCAGUCAUCGCGCAGAGAGGAUGCUCGUGUUUGGGCCUACGCUGGAGGACGAGAAUCUGAUUGUUCUUCUUGCCGACUGGGAGAGCGUUGAGGCUCCUUUGGAGACGGUCGCUAGUCCUGAGCUACAAGCUCUGACUGAACAUCUAUUCACACUGCCUUGA
Messenger RNA from Suillus paluster, 174 nucleotides. RefSeq lists its product as uncharacterized. NCBI's taxonomy places the organism in Eukaryota, Fungi, Basidiomycota, Agaricomycetes, Boletales, Suillaceae. The transcript is spliced from 3 exons. The record is from RefSeq and is a predicted model, not a curated record. Bases 1 to 174 code for a protein of 57 amino acids.